AAACGAAACAUUCCAUAAAAGUGAAAUACUGUUACUAAUUUCUAUCUUGCAUAAGUUGGAUUCAACAUGUGGUGUCUUAAAGGACGCGAAGACUUGUGCGUUUAUAUCUUACCAAAUCAGAAAAAAUCGUUUGGUAAAUCAUUGAGUGACAUUAAGCUGGAGGGAGAUCCCACAAUUAGUAGAUUACAUGCAGUAGUUUCUGUAGAACCAACAGAAGAAUCAGAGACACAAUAUAGAUGCGUUAUUAAUGAUGUAUCUAAGUAUGGAACCUUUGUUAUAAGAGAUAAUAAGAAGAGAAAAUUGCUUUCUGAUAAGUUUGUUUUGAAAGUUGAUGAUAUAGUACAGUUUGGUCUAAAGGAGUCUACUUUUGUGGUGUUGUGUCAUUCAUUUGUAAUUGCAAGAUCCAGCUUGGGCGAACAAGGUAUUAAGAAAUUACAAGAUAUUGCGCAGAAUUUGAAAGCAACAUUAUCUGAGACUUGGGGGAACUUUUGCACACAUUUGACGGUGGCUGAAAGUACAUUAUUUACCCCAAAAUUAGCUUGUGCAUUGGCAUCCGCCAAACCUGUAGUCACAAAUGCAUAUUGGGAAGCAGUUGACGUAGCUGUCAAAGAAUCUAAAGAAUUACCAAAAAUCGAAGAUUUUCUGCCAAAACUGAGAGAAGACUGGUUGAAAGUGGAUCCAAGAAAGUUUUUACCGGACGAAAAGCGUAGAACAUUGUUCAAAGGUCUCUCGUUUAUCCACUUUUGUGCAAAACAGUAUUCUGCAAAUGCGCCGUUGAUUACUACAGCAGGUGGCAAGUCAUGUGUGUACCCCACGAAGAGACCUUUGACUCCCCGAGAUCUCACUGCAAAAAAUGCCAUUGUCAUACUAUAUCCUGCCAGUGAUUCUACACAACUUACUCAAGCUAUCCCAGCUGAUUAUCCAAUCAUUCAUCGCAAGUUACAAGCUGUCAAACGUAGAAUGAUUUCUGAUUCUGAAAUUCCAAUCGCGGUUCUACAUUGCAACACGGAAACGUAUUGCAAUCCGAAAUAUGAUUUCGCCACAUAUUUACAAUCAGAGACUCCAAACAUUUUUCUCUCUAAUACGAUAAUUGAGAAUACACAGGAUAUUGUUAAUGCCGAUACAAGACAAAUUAAAAGAAAAAUAAUUCCUGAAACUUGCGAUUCUCCAAACAAUGAGAGUGUUUCGAAAAAGGUUCGCUCUGACGAGAGUGAAAGGAAUAUUUCUGGCAAUAUUACGACGACGCAGAACACUGAUAAUAUAGAAUCUAAAUGCAAAAUAAUUCCCGAAACUUGUGAUUCUCAAACUAGCAAGAAAAGUUCGAAAAGUUCCUAUCCUUUUGACGAGAGUGAGAGGAAAUGUAUGUCCGGCACUAAUGAGAGUAAUAUUGCAAUGAACAACGUGCAGAAUGCCAGUAACAGAGAAAUGAAAUGCAAAAUGACUGUCAAAACUUAUGAUUCUCAAAAUAAUGAGAACAUUUCAAGUCGGGUUUUUUACGAAAGUGAACAAAGAUAUGUUUCCGAUACCAGUAGAAGUAAUAUUCUUACGAAAAUUCAGAACAAAAGUAUUAUAAAAAAUAAUUACUCUUCUAACGAACAGAAGAAUAUUUCCGACAGUAACACGAAUAAUAUUUUACCUAAUGACACCAAUAAACACAAAAUUAUUCCCGAGAGCUGCUGUUCUGUAGAAAAAAAUACAAGCGAUAUUUUUUCUGGCAAGAGCAAUAAUAAAGAAGUUCGAAUUAUUCCCGAGAGCUGCUGUUCUGUAGAAAAAAAUAUAAGCGAUAUUUUUUCUGGCAAGAGCAAUAAUAAAGAAGUUCGAAUUAUUUCCGAGACUUGCGAAUUUAAUGAAGAACUCGUUGGAAACAAUGCUGUUACAAAAAAAGAGCAUCAUAUUGUCGAAUUACAAGAAGAAAGUAUGCUGCAAGAAAAUGAGUAUGGAUUUCAACAGCAAGAAAAUUCGAUUGUUGAAAAAGACAAUUUAAAUAAAAAUAAUGAUAAAUUUGCGAGAUGGAAAAGCUCUAAAAAUGCCAAAACUCCGCACACUGUAUCCAUAAACGAGAUUAAUGACAGCGCAGCAACUGAUAUAAAUAUAAAACAAGGAAAAGAAAACAGUCUAUUUGAAAAAGGUUGCUCUAGAGUUGAGUUGCAAGAUUCAUUGAAAAAGCAAAAAUUGAGUCCAGGCUGCAAUUCUGAAAAAAAUCAAGAAGAUAAAAGAGUGAAAGAGGAUAAGAUAUAUACAAAAGAUAAUAAGAAAGAAGAACUUCGAAAAACAGGCGGUAACAAAACAUAUCAAAAUCAAGGAUUUACGGAUAAGAUAUUACGGAAAGAUGUACCUUGUGGCAAGAAAUUUAUAAAGCUUAAGACUCUCAGAAUUAAUAAGCGAGAUUUACGAAUAUACAACGGACAACUUGUGUUUGACGAACGUCUUGGAUGGGAUUAGCAACCUGGGAUCUGCCCCUGUCUACGACAGCAACAGGAUCAAACCAGCCUCCCUUUGAAGGAGCGGAUUGGCAUACGGGAGAACGGUGGGAGUGAGAGAGGGUAUAUAUCCUGUUAAUUACACGAUCUCGGAUUUGCCUGUGACGUUAGACGUCUCGAGCAGGAUGUCUGUUCCCUGACAGACAGAUUGAGUUGCCUUCCGUAUUAUGGACGCGAUUAAUAGUAAUCAUCCUUCCUGUCUCUCGAUCCGUAAGAUCUCAUCGUGCAGUCUCAAUUCGAAACAACAACAGAAUUGUUCCUUGAUCCCUUAUUAAGUAUUUUAUAUAUUAUAAUGUUGCAUCUCUCUCGAAAGAAAAUAAGUCAAAUCGCAUGUGAACCAUUCUAGUCUAUGUGAAAACAAUCACUCUUCAGUACAAUAAAGAUAAUUUCCCAAAAUUUUUUUUAACUUAAAAUACGCUGUAAUUCAAGAAAUUCAAAAACUUAACAUUCGAAAAAAUUUGCUAUAUUUUU
Molecule: messenger RNA, 2951 nt
Organism: Temnothorax curvispinosus
Lineage: Eukaryota; Metazoa; Arthropoda; Insecta; Hymenoptera; Formicidae
Product: putative leucine-rich repeat-containing protein DDB_G0290503
Exons: 9
Coding region: 67-2442 (791 amino acids)
Biological process (GO): double-strand break repair via homologous recombination; mitotic G2 DNA damage checkpoint signaling
Cellular component (GO): Mre11 complex
Molecular function (GO): protein binding; damaged DNA binding
Source: RefSeq, a predicted model, not a curated record